This is a messenger RNA of Exaiptasia diaphana, 1436 nucleotides long. RefSeq names its product lactadherin. The record is from RefSeq and is a predicted model, not a curated record. The coding region runs from base 303 to 1172 and encodes 289 amino acids. The transcript is spliced from 4 exons. NCBI's taxonomy places the organism in Eukaryota, Metazoa, Cnidaria, Anthozoa, Actiniaria, Aiptasiidae.
GUCAAACGAAUGUCGUAGUUUUAACAUCUGUAUUGGUCACAUCUUUCGUAGCUGCGKUUGCCAACGUCCGCGCUUGAUGCAAAACUUAAAAUACGAUUGAAAAGAGCUUUCUUUUUUAAACAGUUAAUUGAGUUGAAAAAAAAAAAACAGUGAAAGGAAAAUAAUUGACUGAGAAAAAGUAGAAGUGAAGCAUUUGCAGAGCAUAUAAAGUGUGCUUCAAAGAACAAAGAGAAGUAGUUUUUACAUUCAACUACUAUUUUCAAGUUCUGUUUGAGUCUAGCAACGAAGAGUCGAAAACAGCGAUGGCAAGUGUUCUUCUUCAGAUAUUUCCUUUCAUCAUUUUAUCAUGGAUCAAGGUUUUCCCUAAGUUAACAAUAAGUCACAAAAACUGUCGCACAAUCACACCUAUACAUGGUUAUUGUCUUUCUGAGAAAUAUUCUCACCUAAAGAUACACAGUGUUUCACUGGAAAGAUGUAUUACUGAAUGUGAACGCAAUUCAAAAUGUUCUUGUUUGAGUUAUCGAAAGAACACCUGCACGAUUCAUACUGUCRGUCAGGAUCUYUCGUAUGGURAUUUUAUAAAGGACGAGUCUUGUACUUUCUUAGAGAAUGUCCUUCAACCUGAUUCRUGCUMUACUCAUCAUUGCGCGGGGAUGUCGUCCUGUACGUGUUGGUGUGAGAAGAGACRCUCAAAUGGUAGCUGUGCAGAGUGUGGCUCACGAGCCCUAGGAAUGCAUUCACGUGACAUCAUCRAAGACAAACAAAUUACUGGAAGUAAAUCUGUACUAACGUACGAACCUGUCAAUGGGAGACUGGGUUCUAGGAAAGGAUGGGUGAGCUCGAUCGCAUCAACUAAAAUAUACAUCCAGGUUUCAUUUUCACCAACUAAGAAGAACUUGACACAUAUCGCAAGCCAAGGAAGUCCGACAUUCUUUUGCUGGGUUACGAAGUACACCAUUGAAUACACGAAAGAUAAAGACUUGGGAAACUGGGAAAUAUACAAUACUAAUGACUCAUCUCCAUUUAUUUUUCAAGGCAAUGUUGAUCAAGCCAGCAUUGUCAAGAAUGAACUGCCCAGACCGCUGAUUGGCAUAACUGCAAUAAGAAUCAGAGCUUACAAAUGGUCAAUAUGCAACCAUAUUGCAAUGCGUAUCGAGUUAUAUGGCUGCUGAAUCAUCAAGAAUUAUUGUCAAAUACAAAAACAAACAAAGAACACCAGCAAAAGUACUCAGAUGUUAUAAUAAAAGAUAAUAUAGUUUUAUUGAAUAUGGCAUAACUGAUGACACUACAAAUUGUACUAGAAUUACAAGAACUAUUGAUUGUUAUAUCUUGUGUUGAUCUCGAUUUAAUCUUAACUAUGCAAUUGUAAGGUGAAGACAUAACAUUCACUAAUUCACCUCCUAGGGGUAUAACAUUGAAACUAGGAUAAAAAUGAA